Molecule: messenger RNA, 2758 nt
Organism: Lepisosteus oculatus (spotted gar)
Lineage: Eukaryota; Metazoa; Chordata; Actinopteri; Semionotiformes; Lepisosteidae
Source: RefSeq, a predicted model, not a curated record
AUGGAUACCCCGGAGGCUGACCUCACCACUCGGACGCUGCUGAAGAAGGUCCUGCGCACAGAGCCCACCCGGUCUCCUGUCCUCUCCCAGGCCACAAAUAAUGUCGAAGCUCAGCAUUCCAAUACAACAGAAGACCUCUCAUUGCUGUCUGCAGGUCCCACAAGUUCCUUCAAUCUGUCCCUGAAGACGCCUCACGUGGAGCUGCUCACAGGCAGGCAGGGGAUGCAGAGGAAGGCCGUGAAGCGGAAGGCCAUCAGCGUGGAGGCCUUUGAGGAAGGGGCUCGGAAUUACCUGGAAAAGAAACGGGGAGCAGAUACUGGGAAGGGCUCUGACAGUCUGUGUAAGGCGCUGAGUGAGACGGGCGCGCUGGAGAAAUUCACGCUGGGACUUAGCGCGUCGACGAUGCCAGACAUCACGGAAAUCAUGAUGAAUAACACAGAGCUGUACGCGCAGCCCAAGUCCUCGAGGGGCGGCCCCCCCGACUCCGCCUCCCUCCUGUCAGAGCACAGAAAUGACGCCAGUCUCGCGCAAGGCCAGCAGCCAGCGGAAUUGGAAAGGCAUGGAGAGCAGAGUUUGGAAGAGGUCCAGGCAGGGGAAGGAGCAGAAGAUGAGGAAGAGGAGGAAGCUGGAGCUGAGAAGACAGGUGUGAAGACCCCAGAGAGCAGACUGCAGGAGGAGGAGGAGGAGAUGGCGCAGGAGGAAGAGGAGGAAGCUGAAUCGGAGAAGACAGGUGUGAAGACCCCAAAGAGCAGACUGCAUGAGGACGAGGAGAUGGAGGAAGAGGAGGAAGCCGAAUCAGAGAAGACAGGUGUGAAGACCCCAAAGAGCAGACUGCAUGAGGACGAGGAGAUGGAGGAGGAGGAGGCAGAAGCAGGAAAGACGGGUGUCAAAACCCCAGAGAGCAGACUACGUGAGGAAGAGGAGAGGGCGCAGGAGGAGGAACUGGAAGAUGGAGGCGAGAUCGGAGACGAACAUUCAGAUGCUGCGCGAUCAGAGGCAGAGCAGGCAGCAGAAGGCCCUGACAGCGAGGCGGAGGGGGGACUGGGUGAGCUGGAAGGCGAGAGCGAAGGCUGGUCAGUAACGGAGGAAAGAGAGAGGGCGAAGGAGGGAGAAGACGAUGAAAACGAAGCCGACAUGCCAGAGGAGGUGGAGGAGGAAGUAGGUUGGGUGGGGAGUGAGAGCGUGAGUGCAAGGGAGGAGGAGGAGGAAGAGGAGGAGGAGGAGCCACAGCAGCAGACCGAACACGCUGCCCGGAGAGCCACUCGCUCGCAGGCUGGGAUCAAGGAGAACGUCUCUGAAUCGCUCCAUGAAGCAAAGGGCUACAGGAGUGUCGCUGAGGUGCAAGAGCCUGCUGACACAGAAACCGAGAGUCCUGCAGUUCUGUCUGGCACACUUUCCAGACGCAGAGCAUCCAGUCUCGGACAGAAGUCAAAGACCAGGCCAAGUGAGCCUGCUACAGGUUCAGACUCUCCUCUCGGAUCUCUAGGAGGAUCACCUAAGGCCUUGUCUUCUCCCCCAAGACAGCAGAGAAGGACUCUGGUGGGGGUGGAUGAGUCUCGGGGUGCAGUAACGAGGAGUGAGGCUGCGGCAGACUCAUCCUCUCCUCUUAGCUCUGCUGGUGGAGCUUCCUGGAGUAAGGGGCUGUCUUCUCCCCUGGCAAAGCAAAGCAGUCUAAGCCUGGAUGCUGAUGUCCCCAACAGUGAAGGAACAGACAUGCUGAGGGACCAAGAGGCAAAACAUUUGAGCAGCCACCAUACAGGAGAGGCCUGGGACAAGGAUGAUUCUGCCUGUGCCCCAGAGCUGGAGGACUCUGGCCCUCAAAGGGCACCUUUACCAAGCACCUCAGCAGCAGGUGUCUCAAAUCAUUUAAGGAGGAAUGAGGAAGAGCAGGACCUCAGUACACAGUGGACAGAAGUCACAGAGAACAGUAUAGAUGAUGCUGGAUCAUCUCGAAGUGAAGAAUUGACACUGAAAACUCCGGCUUUUCUUCGUGACAAAAAACCUGCGAUAACACCAAGUGCCCUCCCAACACCGACCUUUCUCCAAGAAAAAAAACAGAGGAAGGUCCCUCCUCCUGCCCAGCUGAAGCCCCCGAGGAAGCCCAGAGCUGCGAAACAGAAAGAGGAUCCUAGCCUGCCUAAGGCAUACGUCAUGUCAGUCUUCUCCCACUUCGCCAAGACCAAGGUGUCCCGCGAUGUCUACCCCGUUCUCCAGGAGAUUUUGGAUAAGUACUUUGAGCGUCUGGUGGAUGACCUGGAAGCAUAUGCAAAUCAUGCCAAGAGGAAGACUAUUGAAAAGCAGGAUGUAGAGCUUCUUCUUAGGAGGCAAGGGCUUGUGCCAGACGGUGUGCCUGUGAAUGUGCUAAUUGAACGUUACCUUCCCAUGGAGUACCGGAAGCUGCUGAUCCCCGUGGCUACAAGUGGGAAUAAGGUUUUUCCAAAGCAGUAAAGGUUUUCUCACCACGUCUUUCUUAAUGUGUGUUUUAUCACAGGGCACUAGAACAUGCUCAUUUCUUUCACUGUAACUCUAAACAUUACAAGGCUAUGCUGGUAUUAAAACUGCUCAUCAUAAAAAGCAGCAGAAGACAAAAGUAGUAACCAUUUAUUUUUUGGUGUAGUGCUUCCAGAUCCCCUAAUUAAUGCAGAUUUUACUGUAACAGCUUUGAGAAUUUAUGCAACAUUUCCUCUUAUUGUGCUGUUUUUAAGUGUUUGUGAAGUUUCUCCUUUUCCUGUACAAAUAAAGGUUUGUUCAAAUUAAA